Molecule: messenger RNA, 1303 nt
Organism: Caenorhabditis angaria
Lineage: Eukaryota; Metazoa; Nematoda; Chromadorea; Rhabditida; Rhabditidae
Source: the annotation of a GenBank genome assembly
AUGUAUGAUUUCACUGAUUCACUGAUUUCGGUUGCAAGUUUAUCAGUAAUUUGUCUAUUAUUGAUUUUUACAAUUUCUUUGGUUAUUAUUCUUCCAAUUUACAGAAAAAUAUAUAAAAUUAAUCACGAAAGAGAUUGUGUGGUAAAUACGGAUUCCACUAAAUUUAGUUUUGAAAAUAUAGAACUUACAAUGUUUUUCUUCCAGGUUCCAGUUUAUCCAAUAACUAAUCAUUUUUAUAAAAGUAUUAUUUUUCUCGCGUUUUUCAUUUCUAUUGGAAUUCCAAUAUUGAUCAUUGGCUGUAUUUACGCGUAAUAUUUUUAAAUCAUAAGUAUUACUGUAGCAUCAUCUUCCAUUUUCAGAAAAGAAUAUUCAGUUACAGCACUUUUUAUGGUAUUAUAUAUUCUUGUCGCUUAUUUUAUCACAGUUAUUAUAACAACUGUUCAGAACUUUUUAAUUUUUGCAAUUAGUUUGCAAAGGUUUCUCAUAUAUUUUUAUCCAAAAUAUACUUCAAAUUUCAGUCCAACUAGGUUUAGUUGAAGAGCUAACAAUAAUUUUCAACACCAAAAAAUUUCAGCAAAAUUUUUUCAAAAUUAAUCAAAUGGUUUUAUUUUAUCAUUAUUGUUGAAAAUAUUUUCGUGCGUGGUUUCAAAGUUUCUUGUCUUCUCAAAACAAUCAACAACGAAACAAAUUUAACACUGAAUGAUGAUUAUAUUGAAUGUUCGGAAAUAUAUGAUUUAUAUUACAUGGUAAGAACCUAUUUUUGUGAAAAAAGUUUAAAAAAAUCAACUUCAGGGAAGUUAUAUAUUUUCUGAUGUUCUUGUUUUCAUUGCCUCAAUUUUAUAUUUAAUUAUGAUGAGACAUGUUAGAAAAAUUAGAAAACGAACAGAAGAUCAUAUCAAAACUCGUCCGGAAAGAUAUCUCCUCUAUCAAACUUUGCUAAUUUUUCUGACUCGAAUGUUUGCUUUUCCUCUAAUUGCUAUCGUAAUUAUGACUAAUUCGCUGACAGCUGAUGUGGUACUUUUUUUUCAAAGUUUUUCUGGAAAUAUUUUCCAAAACCUACAUAAUUUUUCAGCUUUUCUUCAUAUUUAUGUUGACAGAUAUUACAACAACACCAUUUAUAAUCCAAGUAUCAUAUUUGGUUUGUAACAAAGAUCAAACAAAAACUUUCGUUUGGACUGAAAUUCGAAAGUUUUCUUGGAUUUGUGAUUGUUUGAAAAUAUGUUCGCAGGAUAAUUCAGUUCCAGAUAUAAGAUUGGAUAAUAUUGAAAACGAGGAAAAUACAAAUAAUACUACUGUAGCCUGA